Molecule: messenger RNA, 1953 nt
Organism: Hibiscus syriacus
Lineage: Eukaryota; Viridiplantae; Streptophyta; Magnoliopsida; Malvales; Malvaceae
Product: E3 ubiquitin-protein ligase At1g63170-like
Exons: 5
Coding region: 363-1628 (421 amino acids)
Molecular function (GO): zinc ion binding
Source: RefSeq, a predicted model, not a curated record
CUUUCUCUCUGUGUUGGCGUAAGCAAUGGAGCUGAAAAGCUGACGCUAUAUUUUCUCAAGAAAAACGAGAGAAAAAGGGAAGAAAAAUAAUUGGGCUUUGAAUUCAAAAGCCUUUUCAGUUUAUCGGAGCUUCUCUUUUUUUAUUUUCUUCGAUAAACUAUCCGAUUUUUUAUUUUCAAAAUCUUAGCUUUUGUGUAUAAAGAGGGAAUAAAGUUGGUAGAUUUGUUCUAGCUUUUGCAGUGCCAAGUGUUUUAAGUUGCUUGGCACAGCUUACAAAGUCUGGAGAGGGGAAACUGUAUAGAUCUAGAAAGUCUAUUAGCGAUCUACGCUUUUAUACCUUCUAAUUGGGUCGCCAGAGUUAGAUGAGCAGUUCCUCUCCAAAAGAAUGCACAGAGCAAACUGACCAAUAUCCAUUGCUAAUGGAACGUGUGGAAAACCAUAAUGAUCAAGAGCAUAUAAUUGACAUCAUGAGGCAUGGUGACGCUUCGUCAAGCAGGUCUCAUGAUGAGCAAUCUUUGGGAGUGGACUUGACACAGAGUGAAGAUAGGCCAUCAAGCAGCUUACAAACUCCAACAAAUCGGGCAUCUUUCAACUCACAAAGAUUAAACUCAAGGACUGCAUCAUUCCCGAGGAAUAGUGAUGGGUAUGGCCGUCAUCGCAGGAACCCUUUAAAUUCAGGAUUAUGGAUAUCUGUUGAGUUAGUUGUCACUCUCAGUCAGAUUAUAGCAUCCGUUGUUGUUCUAUCAUUGUCAAGAAAUGAAAAGCCACAUGCUCCAUUGUUUGCAUGGAUUGUUGGUUAUGCAGUUGGAUGUGUUGCAACACUUCCUAUUCUUUAUUGGCGCUUUCUGAACCGCAAUCGGGUUAGUGAGCAAGAUGUAUCACACUCGCAUCAAGAUUCUUCUCUUGGCAAUCCCGAUGAGUCUACAACCUAUACCCCUAUCUCAGUUACUCAUGCUUCAGAUGAGGGGAAUAAUGGGAACACUGAAUCAGCAACAGAGAACACUCAGAUUGCAGGAACCUCAAGCACAAGGCUCAAUGGAUUAGUUGAACAUUGGAAGAUGGCCCUAGAUUGUUUUUUUGCUGCGUGGUUUGUUAUUGGCAGUGUUUGGAUAUUUGGAGGUCAUGCAUCUCCUUCUGAUGCUCCUAAACUGUACAGACUAUGUGUUGUGUUCCUUACUUUUAGCUGUAUCGGAUAUGCAAUGCCAUUCAUACUAUGUGCAACCAUUUGUUGCUGCCUGCCUUGCAUAAUUACUAUCCUCGGUGCUCGGGAGGAUUAUUCAUCCACUAGAGGAGCCACCACGGAAUCUAUAAACGCAUUGCCAAUCUACAAGUUUAAAUACAAGAAAACUGGAACUGUCGAUGAUGAGGAAGAUUCAGCUGGUGAAGGCGGGAUCCUGGCUGCUGGGACAGAAAAGGAACGAGUGAUAUCAGGAGAAGAUGCGACUUGUUGCAUUUGCUUGGUAGACUACGCUGAUGAAGACGAGCUGAGGGAGCUGCCAUGCCAACAUGUCUUCCAUGUAGAGUGUGUAGAUAAGUGGUUGAAAAUCAAUGCAACUUGUCCGCUAUGUAAAAGCGAGAUUGGUGAGAGCGUCGGUGCUCCUCCAUUGGCUGGAGAGACGAAUCAAUGAAAGCGCAGGAAGAGGAUGGGCAAGGGAACACUUGAAGAGGGGACUAUCUUCAAUGCUUUUGGUGCUCAACUCCUGCUGCUGUUGCAAUUUAUGCGAUAGUUAACGUGACAUGCAAAAACCUUGAAGAGCAAUACUUGGUUCCAUGAAUUUUUGCGCUUUAAGCUCAAGUUGAAUGUCGACAAAGAGACGGUAUCCCAUGCGCCAGACUCGUAUAUGCAGUGAGUAUAUUAUGAAAAAAGGUUUGUAGUUCUAUGUAAAUAACACAUUGUUUCACAUGUUCUUUUUCCCUCAACUAUUUUUGCCACGAAAUUUGCUUUUAUUGCUC